UAAGUCUUCGUCGUUAAUACGCAACAAGUUUUCCCGGCAAAUCGUGUAUUUUUCCGCCUUGUAGAACAUAACCUCCCAUGUGACAUCUUGUAGAUUCUUCGUAUCCUUCGGUUUUUUUUUUAAUGGGCAAAAGAGAGAAGAAAACUGGAAAGGGACGUUUGGACAAGUAUUAUCACUUGGCCAAGGAACAGGGUUAUCGAGCUCGUUCAGCUUUUAAGCUUAUUCAAUUAAAUAAGAAAUACAAUUUUCUGGAAAAAUCAAGAUGUUUAAUUGAUUUGUGCGCAGCUCCUGGUGGCUGGUUACAAGUUGCGAGCAAAUAUAUGCCAGUCUCAAGCUUAAUUAUCGGUGUUGAUCUUGCACCCAUUAAACCGAUUCCAAAGAUUAUCACAUUUCAAGAAGAUAUUACUACAGACAAAUGUCGCGCCACUCUUCGAAACGAAUUAAAAACUUGGAAAGCCGAUGUAGUACUUCAUGAUGGUGCUCCUAACGUUGGUGUAUCUUGGAUCCAAGAUGCUUAUGCACAGUCUGAAUUGACUCUAAAGGCUUUAAAAUUAGCUGUAGAAUUUUUGAAUAAAGGAGGCGCUUUUGUUACUAAAGUGUUCAGAUCAAAAGACUACAAUAAUUUAAUAUGGGUUUUUAAUCAAUUAUUUAAAAAGGUAGAGGCCACAAAACCAGCUUCUUCAAGAAAUGUCUCUGCCGAAAUUUAUGUUGUAUGUCGUGAUUUCCUUGCCCCUAAAAAAAUUGAUCCAAAGUUACUCGAUCCUCGCUCCGUUUUCCAAGAAGUAGAUAUUGGCACGAUAAAUAAAUCUGUAAAUGUAUUACAUCCUGAAAAAAAAAAGCGAAGAAGAGAAGGCUAUGAUGAUGGAGACUACACUUUAUUUAAAGCUGCAUCGGUUUUGGAUUUUAUUCAAUCGAACGAUCCAAUUAGAUUUCUUGGUGAAAUCAAUAAGUUAAACUUUGAUACUGAUGAUGCCAAAAAAUUAUUGAGUCAUAAAUCUAUUACCGAAGAAAUUAAAAUAUGCUGCGAGGAUUUAAAAGUUUUAGGGAAAAGAGAAUUUAAAAACCUUUUGAAAUGGCGUGACUCCGUUAAAUCAUCGUUUCAAGAACAAGAUGAAAUAAACGAAAAACCAAGUGAGAAGGACAAAAAAGAAGCAUCUGCUGAUGAAGACGAAAUCAUACAAGAAGAGCUUGAAAGAUUAACCAAGGAAGAGCAGGCUCAUCAGAAAAAACUCCGUCGAAAGGCAAACAUAAAACGUCAAAAAAAUGUGACGCGCAUGCAACUAAAAAUGAUUUCCCCGACAGAUAUAGCAUUAGAUCAAGUUGUAGACGAAUCAUUGUUUAAUUUAAGACAAAUCGAUAAAUUUGGGAUGUUAAAAAAGAUUCGGAAAGGAGACAUGAAUAUAUCCAUUGAUAAUGAGCAAGAUGACGACAUUAUGAUUGAUGAUAUUGAUGCUCAAAAAAAGGACUUGCACAAAUACGAGCAAAGUGAUAAUAUUGAAGAUAUGGAAGAUGUUGAUUAUGAGAGCGAAAAUGAUAUAACUUAUUUAGAACAAGAAAUGGAUGAAUUAUAUGAACAAUAUAAAGAAUAUAAGGCGGAACGUGAUGCAAAAUAUAGAGUUAAGAAAAUGCGCGAAGAAAAUGAUAUCGUUCAAACUUUUGACAAAGGCGAUGAUGAUGACAGCGAAUCAGAGGAUUAUGCUCUGCCUGACAAUACUGACUACUCUACAUCAGAUGACGAUGAUUCUGAAACUGAAAAGUCAUUUAGUAAUAAAGUAACGAAUAAAAUAAAGAAAAAGAAUAAUAAGUUAGUAAUAAAUUUAGAUUACGAUGAUGAUAAUGAAACAAUUCGAAGUCCUGUCGAAUUAAGUAAAAAAGCAACAUUGUUUUUUGAUCAACCUUUAUUUAAAAAAGUGAUGAAGGAAUAUGAUGAAAAUAAAGAACUCUCAGAAACUAAAAAGAGUGAAUAUGAUGCAAACGAUGACCUUAAAUUACCGUCAAAAAAGAAUAAAAUAAUCAAAAAUUCCAAAGCUGAUGGGGAUGAAGAUUAUGUCAAAAAUUUUCAAGUAAUCGAUAAAGAUUCGGAUUCAAAAAUCCGUAGUGAAUCGUUAAAACGUAAAGCUGAAGAGAAUGAUAGAGGCGAUGACGAUGAUAUAGAAAUAGUUCCAAUUAAUAAAGACAAUAACGAGGAAAUAUGGGACGCUAAUGAAUCUGACGAAGACGAAAAAAAGAUGAAAAAAGCACAAAAAAUUGGGUUAAUUACUACGGAAGCCAUGAGUCUUGCGCAACAACUAGUAAAUCGACAAAAGACCAAGAGUGACUUAAUUGAUGAAGGUUUUAGGCGAUACACUUUCAAUGACAAAGAAGGAUUGCCAUCUUGGUUUUUAGAUGACGAAAGGAAGCAUAAUAAAGUUAAUGUGCCUAUAACAAAAGAAGCUGUGGAAAUUAUUCGUCAAAGAAUGAAAGCAUUGAAUGCUCGACCUAUUAAAAAGAUAGCUGAAGCUAAAGCUAGAAAAAAGAUGAGGGCCAUCAAAAAGCUUGUUAAGCUUCAAAAAAAAACUGAUGCCAUUGUUGAUACUCCAGAUAUGACUGAAAGAGAAAAGGCACAAACAAUUUCAAAAAUGAUUUCUAAAACGCAAAAAAAGGUUAAAAAAGAAAUUAAAGUAGUUGUUGCCAAGGGUGGAGCCAAGGGUAAAAAAGGUCGCCCUAAAGGGGUGAAAGGAAGAUAUAAGAUGGUAGACUCUAGAAUGAAAAAAGAAGUUAGAGCAAUGAAAAGACUUGAAAAGAAAGGAAGGAGAUAAAAUGGAAUGGACUGCCUGAUAUUUCACUUUCUCUAUUUUCAAAUGCAUUGAUUUUGCAAAACCUAAAUUCAAAGUAAUAAAGAUUUAAUAAAAAUUUGUUAAUAAAAAAUAAAUUUCAUAUUAGUAUUUAUUUUAUUAUAUUUUCUGUAUUGUGUUUUUAUUAGAUUAGUU
Molecule: messenger RNA, 2969 nt
Organism: Rhizophagus irregularis DAOM 181602=DAOM 197198
Lineage: Eukaryota; Fungi; Glomeromycota; Glomeromycetes; Glomerales; Glomeraceae
Source: RefSeq, a predicted model, not a curated record